Molecule: messenger RNA, 1755 nt
Organism: Durio zibethinus
Lineage: Eukaryota; Viridiplantae; Streptophyta; Magnoliopsida; Malvales; Malvaceae
Product: small ribosomal subunit protein bS1c-like
Biological process (GO): translation
Cellular component (GO): chloroplast stroma
Molecular function (GO): mRNA binding; structural constituent of ribosome
Source: RefSeq, a predicted model, not a curated record
UAAAAAAAUUCAAUCCCAAUUUUUAAAAAAAAUUUAAUGAUAUGAGGCGAGUUGAUCCAAAAUAGUAUUAGACAAUUGGAAACCAACCCAAUUACUUUGGUAGGAAAUGAGUAAGCGUCGAUCAAUUAGUUUGGACCGUUGAUUUGGUGGGAUCCCAACAUUCACAAACUCUGUACCUUAUCUCAGUAUUAUUUCAUCGACCAGAACAGGGAAACAGAAACGAAGAAGUAAAAAAAUGGCGUCUUUGGCGCAACAAUUCACAGGCCUAAGAUGUCCAACACUCUCCUCUUCUCGCCUUUCGGUGAAGCCAAACCAAACCCGGAAAAUGGGUGCUUUUGCUUCUCCGAUAGUUUCAGCUGUUGCUGUCUCAAAUCCACAAAGCAAGGACAGGCUUGAGUUGAAGAAGAUGUUCGAGGAAGCCUAUGAACGCUGUCGUACUGCUCCCAUGGAAGGCGUCUCAUUUACUCUUGAGGAUUUUCAAACUGCUCUUGAAAAAUAUGACUUUGAUUCUGAGCUUGGAACCACGGUAAAAGGAACAAUUUUCUGCAUAGAUGCCAAUGGGGCAUCGGUUGACAUUAGUGCAAAAUCUUCAGCUUAUCUACCGGUCCAAGAGGCCAGCAUUCACAGAAUUAAACAUGUAGAAGAAGCAGGCAUAGUUCCUGGUUUAACAGAGGAAUUUGUGAUUAUUGGUGAAAAUGUGGCUGAUGAUAGCUUAAUUUUGAGCUUAAGGGCCAUCCAGUAUGAGCUUGCCUGGGAAAGAUGCAGGCAGCUUCAAGCUGAGGAUGUUGUUGUGAAGGGUAAGGUUGUUGAUGGAAACAAUGGUGGAGUUGUGGCAUUGGUGGAGGGUCUUCUGGGUUUUGUUCCUUUCUCGCAGAUAUCUUCAGUUGGUUCUAUGAUCCCAACCAAAUCCACUGCAGAAGAGCUUUUAGAUAAGGAGCUCCCUUUGAAGUUUGUUGAGGUUGAUGAGGAACAGUCCAGGCUUGUCUUCAGUAACCGCAAGGCUGUGGCUGACAGCCAGGCACAGCUAGGAAUUGGAUCAGUUGUCCUUGGAACUGUUCAGAGCCUUAAACCAUUCGGUGCAUUCAUCGAUAUUGGUGGAAUUAAUGGCCUUCUUCAUGUCAGUCAAAUCAGUCAUGAUCGUGUUUUAGACAUUGCUACAGUUCUUCAACCUGGUGACACUCUGAAGGUCAUGAUAUUGAGCCAUGACCGUGAAAGAGGCCGAGUAAGUCUUUCUACAAAGAAAUUAGAGCCUACCCCCGGAGACAUGAUUCGCAAUCCUACUCUUGUUUUGAGAAGGCUGAAGAGAUGGCUCAGACAUUCAGGCAGAGAAUCGCUCAAGCAGAAGCUAUGGCUCGUGCAGACAUGCUUAGAUUCCAGCCUGAGAGUGGCUUAACGCUGAGCUCUGAUGGGAUAUUGGGUCCCCUUAUAACAGACUUGCCAGCCGAAGGUUUGGACCUGAGUGAUAUUCCUGAUGCAGAAGAUUCUUAAUUUAUUUGCAUAGCCCUUUAGCACCUCCAUUUGAAUUUGUUUUUCCAAUUUUUUUUACCGCACUCCGGUCCGUAAUUUUCACAUUAUUUACUUUGUAAAAUUGAUCCAAUUGCUUUCUGACAGCCAAAAUGAGUUAGAUGACGGGGCCUCACUGCAGUGCAAUAAAUAUAGGUUUGAACCUAUGUAACUUGCGUUAAUUCUAGUAACGAGGACCAACUUAAAGAAUAAGGGGCUCCACCACCCCCACCUUCCCAAUUCCAGCGCCAU